Linum trigynum is the source of this 1832-nucleotide messenger RNA. The record is from the annotation of a GenBank genome assembly. Lineage: Eukaryota; Viridiplantae; Streptophyta; Magnoliopsida; Malpighiales; Linaceae.
AAAUCUACAUAUCCUACUAGACAAUUCUUCACGAACUUAUCACGUAUUCGAUUUCUAACCUUGUUCUUAAUGUAGCUCAAAGUAGAAAAGACUCUUUCAACACUUGUCGUGUAACCAUAAAAUCAAUUCAAAAUUAAGGGUAGCGUGUACGUAGUUUAAUUAUUAGGUAUUGAAAAUAGUUGGGGAUAAAGAAAUAGCGUUUUACUGUUGCGUGAUGUUUAAAAUAGAAUAACAAAUGAGUAGCUACAUAAUUAGAAUAUGUUUGAUAAUAGUAGUGUCCUAGGUUGGAAUAACACGGACUACCACUUAUAUUUUGUUAAUCAUAAGCAAACUAUUAUCGAGGGUAGGAUAAUCAUUUUUUCAAAUGGUAGGGUGUCCCGGAUUAUCAAUUAUAUUUUGUAUACCCAUACGAAACUACUACCGGAGGUUGGAUAAUCGUUUCCCCAAAUUUUAAGGGUGUCCCAGGACACCCCUAGAGGCCCAUGUAUCCGCCCCUUCCAUAAGCCAUUAACCCUUUUGGAUACUUCUGGCAAAGGGGGGUUCAGUUUCCUCAUAUGGAUGAGCCUGCUGUGGUGGAGUUGCUGGUGCUUCGGGAGGCUAUUAGUUGGUGUUUGGAGUUUGGCUUGUCGGAGGUCCGGUUUGAGGGUGAUGCCAAGGUGAUUAUUGAUAAAAUUAAUCAAUCCGACACAAGGGACAACCGGUUGGGUGCUGUGCUGGAGGAGAUAGGUCAUUAUUUUCGCGCCCAUCAUGGGGUUUAGUGUGCGAUUUGUAGGUCGGGAGAACAAUAGGGUAGCUCAUUCGGUAGCUAGAAAAGCCCUCUCUUUGUAUCCGAUUAUGUGUCGCUCCUUUGAUUUCCGGGCCUGACUGGUUUCCAGGAUGUAACUAUCUUUUUAAUGAUCAAUAUAUGACCCAAAAAAAAGCCAUUAACCCUUUUCCUUUAGACUUUAGUGUGUGUACGUGUGAGUGGAAUAUUUACCACUAACUAGUUCAUCCCUGUAGUGCAGAUCAUAAAAUGUUCCUUUUUAUUUGUUAUAUAUGACUAUAUGUCCAAGUUCUUAAAUGGUUAAUAACAAAAGAUCAGUCGAAUUAUGAAAAGGGUAGUCUAGUCAAUUCCCCCACAACAUCCCAAUUGGUUGGAAGGGUUAGUAGAUUUGCGUCAGGGCCACCAUCAUCGAGUUUUUUUAUCCACAAACAAACAAUUCGUUUAGUUUAAGAUUCCCAUUGAUGUGAUUGGUUCGUAUUGUUAAAUUGCUUUUUUUUUAUUCAUUAAAUUGGGAAGUCGGUCAACCACUUGCAAAAAAUCCACCAAAAUUGUGCUAUCAUGAUGAUGGGAGGAGAUUAAAUUAAAUAAUUAUGGCCAUGCUCAUUCAUGGUUGGGAUUGUUCCCGAUUAAUUUUGUAUUAUCUUCCAUGAUUAAACUAAUCACCCCCGAUUGCGAUAUGGCGAUUUGGAGCCACAAUAUGAAGGGAAGACAAAAUAAAUUUAUGGCUUGGCUGCAAUUGACGGCAAUCUAUAUGAGAUUCUUUUUUUGUUCUUCUUCUGUUUUUUCCUUUCAAACGUCACAUAGUAAUUAUAUUUUGUUUUAAGUUUCACCUUUGAAUAUUGGUUCGAAUUGUUAAUGUAUUAGACUCAUUCAAGAAAGGCCGUAAGUUCAAAUCCGAAUUUUUGAUCACGACUUUUAUAAAGAUGUAGUUUUACUAGUUUGAAGGAAUCUAAACCGAGUUUUGAAUAAUAAUAAUAAUAAUAAUAAUAAUAAUAAAGAUGUGAAAUGGAUCAAGCGUUUGCCACCCAACAUAACGAGGGCAUAGCUACAAUAAAGCAUCCAAUAGAUC